CUAUGAACAAUAUGCGGGUCAUUUUUCGACGCAAAUAAAUUUAAUCUUCAUUGAGGUUCAUCGUUAGAAGUUGAGAAACUUUGAUUGAUACUAACAGCUUCAAAUUUCAGAACGAAAACGAUCGCUUUGAAAAAGGUUAAAAGAAUGAAGUGUUCAGUCUUUAUCGCUGUAGUUAUUUUGGCAUUCAUGAAAGAUGGCCAUGCAGCAGAUCCWUCCAUUCUAGUCAAAAUGCAUUUCUCAAUUUCUUGGAAGGAGAUGUGUCAACUCGAGAAAUAUCUCAAAGAAAAUGUCGSAGGUCAAAUAGUGACUGGCAAAUACGGCGAAACGCUCCCAACAAGUCGUCUUGUCCUUUAUAACUUUCCAGAAAACUGCAAAAAGGGUUCRGCAAARCACGCGGUUGUGGAAAUGUUCGUAGUUAAAGAAACAGGGCCAAGAGAUCAGUCCAACAUCGAUGUUUCAAYGACUAAAAAGCUUUAUAAGGUUUUGCAUUAUUUAUUUGAGCAAAAACAAGAAAGAUAUAUUGGAAAUCUGUUUGUUGGGAAGAUUACCGACAUCACAGUCAGYGGUGAUGAUGCUCCAGAAAAGAGCACAGCGUACACUGAAAUAGAACGACUGUACAUUGGUAUUGGAGUAGCAUGUGCCAUUCUCAUUCUUAUYGUAAUAAUUCUCGUCGCCAUAUCGUGUUUCAAGAACAGAAACAAGCCUAAGGAAGAUCGUUACUCCGCUCGCGCCGCGUACAAAUCCGACAGUGAAGCAGUAAGGACUUACCCUGCACCCGCCGACAACGCUGCAUAUGAGGAAGACAGGGGGGAGAAAGCACAAACAGACCAACGUAUUACUACACGGUUUUAGAUAGUUACAUAUCCUAACAUUUAGACGACCUCAAUUUUGUAUUAAUCAGUAAUUACCGAGCACUAAGAUGUCUAUCAAGGUCACCCAUGCACAUUUUCCAGAACAUUUUCACAUCAAACACAAAUUCGUUUUCCUCCUCUUUCCCUUCCAUAUUUGGUAAUCUUACCUUAUUUGGAAGUACGCAUGAACUCAUUUUUGCUUAAAAAAGUCCAAAACUUCAAGAUAUUGCAAGGAACGAGCAAAUUAACAUGUCGGUCAUGUUYCAAUUCAACUAGAGACGCAGCUUCUAGAAAAACUAGAGGAAGCCCAAAACAACUGAAAUCCAAAAGCGAAUGCAUUUUUUUUUUUACUUGCAGACAAGUUAGUAAUAUUUGAAAAUUGUGCUAAUUUUGCAAUCAUGAGAUCGUUUUUGUGAUCAUUUCAUUUCAUCUUUCAUUGUUAUAAAAUAAGAAAGAAGAGAUGRAAAUUUCCAAAAAGCAUCCAUCAUUUCAUUGGUGACCUUGGUAUUUAAUUGACGCGCACUAGAACUAAAAUUUUUAGUACUUUUUAUAAUCGAACUUUUUUAUACACAAGUAUUGUAGACAUAUUGUAAACAUCACAAUGUCAAGGGCUGCAACAUAUGGCAAGAACAAUGAUUGAAAUAAUAUUGAAUUGCUUGAAAUCCUGUUGAAUCGGCAGGUAUUUUCUUUUUCAACUUACGUCACAGCGGCCAUCUUGGAGGAACUUCAACAAAAGAUUUCUCAUUAGUAUCUAUUGUUCAUUCCUCCAGUAUGGUCGCCUGUCUUUUAUAUUUUAAAAAUCAUGUAUUGAAAACGGUCAAUAGCACAUUUGAAUUGAUAUUAUUAUACCACUAAUUUUAAAAAGUUGUCAUUGUUCAAAAAGGUGAUAUCAUCGGAUGAAACAAAGACCGAAGGGGAUUUUGGGAGCUGUCUAAAAUUGUACGCUGUAACAUUUUCUUAGGUCCGACAUGGUUAUUUAGUGGAGAAACACUAUACAAUUUUACCUUCACAAGGAGCUCCCUUUCGGUGAUGUUUUUGAUGGUGGGACCUUAUUUUAAGAACCUGACAUCGUUGUCGACCGAAUUUAGUUGGAAAUCUCUUUCUUUUGGUCUCUUGUUUUAAUGCACCUUUUCAGUUGAACUUAGGCCUUGAUAGCAAGUUAAUUAUUCUUUUGAAUUUGACAAAUGAGACUAUUCAUAUCAAUGUUUGCAUUGCUCACAUUUCUACAAAUUCAAAAGAAUAUUUAACACGCUGUCGAGGCCUAAGAGCAAC
Molecule: messenger RNA, 2123 nt
Organism: Exaiptasia diaphana
Lineage: Eukaryota; Metazoa; Cnidaria; Anthozoa; Actiniaria; Aiptasiidae
Exons: 6
Coding region: 145-852 (235 amino acids)
Source: RefSeq, a predicted model, not a curated record